Molecule: messenger RNA, 600 nt
Organism: Castor canadensis (American beaver)
Lineage: Eukaryota; Metazoa; Chordata; Mammalia; Rodentia; Castoridae
Gene: Rnase11
Product: ribonuclease A family member 11 (inactive)
Biological process (GO): defense response to Gram-positive bacterium
Molecular function (GO): nucleic acid binding
Source: RefSeq, a predicted model, not a curated record
AUGGAGAACUUCUCUCUCCUACUGCUUGGCCUGGGACUAGUUCUUGCAGGAGCUUCGGAAAGUAUAAAGGAGAUAAUUAAAGACAACCUUGCAAAGGAAGAGCUGCAAUAUGUCAUGUCAGAAAGUGGCCAAGUCAACCAGACCAUGGAGGUAUUAAUGAACUUGACCCUGUUAGAUAAAAAUAUCAGCUUCAACAUGUCCAAGGAUGUUAUGCCUUCCUCCCUUCUGACACUCAGAAGACUACAUUAUAACAUCCCCAAGGGAAACAGACCGGGUAAUGGCAAAGUGUGUUGCAAUGAUAUGACAGUUUGGAGAAAAGUUUUAGAAGUCAAUGAGUCAUGCAGAGUGAGCAAUAGCUUCUUCUGUGGCUCCAUGGGAGUGAUCCAUGGGGUUUACAAUGCCCCCAGCUGCAAGUGUGGACAGAGUCCUGCCAUAAGCUGCUGUGAGAGCCCAGAACUAGAGAAUGCUAUGUACCAGCUCACUACAGGCAAACAGUUCCCUAGGUGCCAAUACCACAGUGUUACCUCACUAAAGAAGAUGUUGACAGUGCUGACAGGUCACUCUCUGAUGAGCUGGUUAGUUAGUGGCUCUAAGUUGUAG